CGCGACGGGUUCCCCUCUCCCGCCGGUUUAAAACAAGAAGAGCUGGACGCGAGCCAAGCGAAACGUGCAGGAACGGAAAGGAAAAACUGUGAAAUUCGACGUUCGGGGAGACGCUUUCAGACGCGGACAGCAGGUGCGGAGUGGAAGAUCGUCCAAGGAGCUACAUGUGUUUCCCAAAGCAGAUCGUGGCGAGCAGGACACUGAAACACGAUGUCGGGGGGCAGCUCCACAGCGGCUCAGGAUUUAACACACUUUAUGGAAACCACAAUGCAGAGCCUCCAGAGCAAGUUUCAAGCCAUGUCUGACCAGAUCGUCUCUAGAAUGGAUGAAAUGGGAACCCGCAUUGAUGACCUGGAGAAGAAUGUUGCUGCACUCAUGACACAGGCAGGCAUGGAAGAAUCACAAACUUCAAAAUGACCAAGACAGGUGUGGUAUGAAGACCAAUGACAAACUGGAAGAUGAAAAGCUAACAUGAAUCUAAGCAUGGCAGUACAGCAUGGUGACAACUAUGUUGUUGUUUCUUGUGAACCCUUGUCCAUUUUCAGAGUGAAUGCCAAGAUAGGGGUUAAUUUCUGUAACUUUUCAAAUUGUAUCAUGCCUUUGUUGCUUGGUUGUACAAUAGCACAUAUGUAUACAAGAAUCUAUUGGGUCUCCGUGUGGCAUUUCUUUGAAAAUAUGACAUGAAGAAUGAUUGUAACAUUUAAUUUGCAUGUGGAUAAAUGUUAACCUUAUACAGUAUGUUUAAAUCAAAUAUGACACAGGUGCUGAACCUUAACUACAACUCUAUGUACAGAAACAUACAAAAUGUCAGUGCUGAAAGUUUAAUGCCAGUGUAUUCAGGUUCAGACUUUUGCGCUUGUGCCUCACAGCAUCUGGUUUGAAUCUGGCUCAAUGUAGAAUUUGUAGGGACUGUGAGAGCAAACCCACUCAAGCACUGGCAGAAUACAGAUGUUUCAAGUAAACUGGCCCCAGCGGGUGGUUGCUAGUACUGGAAGUUGCCUUGCAUGUUAAAGGUGUCAGUAAAGACAAGUUUUCAUUAUACACCAUUUAGGAGAUAAGUGCAUGCUAAA
Scleropages formosus (Asian bonytongue) is the source of this 1070-nucleotide messenger RNA. RefSeq names its product heat shock factor binding protein 1 like 1 (gene hsbp1l1). Gene Ontology annotation, molecular function: transcription corepressor activity. Lineage: Eukaryota; Metazoa; Chordata; Actinopteri; Osteoglossiformes; Osteoglossidae. The transcript has 5 exons. The coding region runs from base 211 to 417 and encodes 68 amino acids. Gene Ontology annotation, cellular component: nucleus; cytosol. Gene Ontology annotation, biological process: cellular heat acclimation. The record is from RefSeq and is a predicted model, not a curated record.